Messenger RNA from Clupea harengus (Atlantic herring), 2500 nucleotides. It is a transcript of the gene ssbp2a, whose product is annotated as single stranded DNA binding protein 2a. Gene Ontology annotation, cellular component: nucleus. Lineage: Eukaryota; Metazoa; Chordata; Actinopteri; Clupeiformes; Clupeidae. Gene Ontology annotation, biological process: positive regulation of transcription by RNA polymerase II. The record is from RefSeq and is a predicted model, not a curated record. Gene Ontology annotation, molecular function: single-stranded DNA binding; protein binding.
CUGCUGCUGGAGUCGCUAUGGUGACGGGGUUGUAGCUCGCGGGGCUGUGAUGGGUUGACAGGUGUGUGACCGUCGGCGCUCUCUGUAAGCAUGUACACCAAAGGCAAGAGUAGCAGCGUGCCGUCCGACAGCCAAGCCAGGGAAAAAUUAGCUCUGUAUGUGUAUGAAUACCUGCUACAUGUUGGGGCCCAGAAGUCUGCACAGACCUUCCUCUCUGAGAUUCGUUGGGAGAAGAACAUCACACUAGGCGAGCCUCCUGGAUUCCUUCACUCCUGGUGGUGCGUGUUCUGGGACCUGUACUGUGCAGCACCUGAAAGGAGAGAGACAUGCGAACACUCCAGCGAGGCCAAGGCCUUCCAGGAUUACAGUGCUGCGGCAGCUUCCAGCCCCGUCAUCGGGAACAUGCCCCCAGGAGAGGGCAUGCCAGUGGGACCCAUACCUCCGGGAUUCUUCCAGGGCUCUCCUGGCUCACAGUUAUCACCUCAUUCACAGCUUCCAUCACAUAACCACAUGAUGGGCCCCCAUACACAGCCUUUCAUGUCGCCGAGGUACCCAGGUGGGCCCAGAACUCCCCUCAGAAUACCCAAUCAGGCAUUGGGUCCUGGAAACCAGUCCUUAUUACCAAGUGGAAUGGACCCAAGACAAGGUCAUCCACAUAUGGGUGGACCAAUGCAGAGAAUGGUUCCUCCCAGAGGGAUGGUCCCCAUAGGUCCUCAGGGCUAUGGCGGAGGAAUGAGACCCCCUCUCAGUGCUCUGGUUGGGCCCGGAAUGCCUGGAAUGAAUAUGGGUCCUGCUGGAGGAAGGCCUUGGCCCAACCCCCCUAAUGCCAACUCAAUCCCCUACUCGUCAGCCUCUCCAGGGAGUUAUGUGGGACCACCUGGAGGAGGGGGACCCCCUGGUACACCCAUAAUACCAAGUCCAGCAGAAUCGACCAACUCUGGAGACAACAUGUACACCAUCAUCAGCACAGGCCCCCCGGGGGGGAACAGGCCCAAUUUCCCUAUGGGCCCUGGAGCUGAAGGGCCUAUGGGCAGCAUCACAGGGAUGGAGCCCCACCACAUGAAUGGAACACUGGGAUCUGGUGACAUUGACAGUCUGCCCAAGAACUCUCCCGGGACCUUGAGCAUGAGUAAUCAGCCAGGCACCCCACGAGAUGACGGAGAGAUGGGAGGGAACUUCCUGAACCCCUUCCAGAGUGAGAGUUAUUCUCCUAAUAUGACGAUGAGCGUGUGAGGACUGGAGAGAAGCUGGAAGUCAUCAUUUCCAGGGGGGUGCAGCCGGAGCAAGAUCACUUUUUUCUACAAUUUCUUUGUCCCUGGUAAUGUGGUGACCUUACACAUACAUCUGGACAGCUAAAUGAUUACAGCAAGCCAAAUAAUACUGAUGAAGAGAUGUGAAAAGAGGAAAGAAAAAAAAUAACUUUGUUUCUAUUUGUGUCACUGUGUGUACACACUCCCAUGUCCAUAUGCAAGAUACACCAUCCUCUGCUUUCACCUGGAGGAAAGACUCUAAAGGAUAAACACUAGUUUGUAAGAAAAACAAAUGGAGUUCUCUAGAGACGUAAGAGGCGUACUGGAAUUUCAGUUUGUGUGUUUUUAAAUCCCAGAUCACUGACCAUUUCUCACAUCAAACCAACCAGAUGAAAGAAGACGCAUUUCAGUCAAAUGUAUGGCUAUAUAGAUCUGACUUCAGACUUAUGGCAGGAAAAGAUGGCCACUUAGAAUUCAGUGAAUUGACUGAGCCCAUGCUAUUCUCUCAGUGAUCUUCUCACCACCAUUUUGUCAUCCUAUAUAUGUGUGUGUGUGUGUGUGUGUGUGUGUGUGUGUGUGUGUGUGUGUGUGUUACUCUGUGGGGCAUUCCAGUGUUAUUGGUUUGGUUGUGUGUUGUAUUUCUGCAUUCCUGGUGUCUGUUGUUGCCAAUGCAUUAAUAUGACAAUCAUCAUUUUCUUCACUAUUAAUUAUUAAGUGUUAAUUUCGAUUCCCAGUUUUACAUAGGCUGUAUUUACAUGAGAUGGCUACAAAACAUACAUUCUGUCAGAUAUUAGCAUUGGGAUGUGCUUCUUUAUCGCUCACAAAUGAAAUUUUUUUUUCUAAAUUGUAAACAUGGGAGCUCAGACUCAGAUGAAUCAGGCAACUUGGCAAGCAUAUAUUACAGUGUAGUCACUUGCUUUUUUAUUUGAAUCGUUAGCCUUUCCCAUUCUUUGUUUUUUGUAUUUAUUCAUCACCUCAGCCUCAGACAGUUCUGUUAAAAGUUUAGUUUGUUGUUAUACUCUACAUCUACACUGUUCUUUGUUCAUUUAUUUAUCAAAUAUUAAUUUUCUUUUGCACAGAUGUCAAAAUUGUGCUACUUAAUUGUCUGGAUUUUGUUUGUGGAAUGUAUGCUAUUUUGAAGUUAGAGGGCCUCUUAAUGACUUUGUGUAUAUAUUUUGAAAAGUUUUGGAUGCCAACAUAAAAAGUAUCUUAUUGUGUGUGUACGUUAUUAAAAAAACGAUUUGUGUUAA